UAAUCAUUCUAUUUUUGUCUGGGAUACUGCACAACUAUCUAUCUUACCUAAUUAUAAACUUAUCAAAGAAGUAUAUCAAGAUCAUAAUCCCAUUUAUGUUAAAUUACAAGUACCUAAAAUUAUUGCUGAUAUUAAUGAACAAAGUUUAGUUCCUUUAAUUCCAGGCUACCUUAUUUUUAUGUUUUUUGGAGGUGUUUAUUGUUCUGUAAAAUUAGGUGAAAAUGAAGACGAAAAUAACUCUAAUAGUGACGAUGAAAUUCAAGAACCUAGAACAAAAGACCAAGAAUUUCAAGAAUUAAUACAAUCUCUUAUUUCCAAAGGAAGAUUGGGAUUAUCAGUAAAAAUUAUAGUUACCUGUUAUCAAUGUCAAACUAAAACUUUUUAUGGAAAUGAAAAAUUUGGAAUCAAAUUUUCAGACUUAGUAGCAGCCGCAGGAUUAGCUAGUAGUGUUAAUUGUGAAGAGUGGUCAACAAUGCUGUGUUUGUAUGGAAUAACACGUCAAAAUGGAAAAGCACAAUAUUUUCAGAAACAAGAAAAAUUUUUUAAUGGAAUAAAAACUGCUGCAGAAGAGAUCAAUCAAGUAAGAUGGAAACGAUUUGAGCAACCAAUAAUGAAUUUUUAUACCAAAAGCGUUUACGCUGCUGUUGCACAAAUGCAAAAUCCUGAUAUUAUAUCACCAACCAACAAUGAUCUAUAUAUAAUGCAGAGCGAAAUAUGUGUAAACCAUUUUCUUGAUAACCACAAUAAUUGCUGGCCUGAAGUUUGUUGGAAAGUUCAAAAUCCUGAUCUUUUUUUAGCAGAUCCUAAUUUAAUUGAAUAUACUGAAAGUCAAGCAAAUGCUCUUAAAGAAUUUUUAGAAAAACAUACUAAACUUCCACAAAAACAAAGUUUAAUAACAACUAUACGAACCAGUAUGAAUAAAGCAUUCAACCGUGUUAAAUUAAACUAUGCUAAUAAAAAGGUUGAUUAUGCAAAGUCUUUUUCUGCUCAGCACGGGCUUGCAGUUUUACACAAUAAUAAUGGUUUUUUAGAAAUGCUAGAAAUUGUUAGAUGGGCAGAGAAUCUUUUGAAAUUUUCUGAAGAAGAUCAAAUCAAUAUUGGAAAAAUCUAA
This is a messenger RNA of Dentiscutata erythropus, 1111 nucleotides long. The record is from the annotation of a GenBank genome assembly. NCBI's taxonomy places the organism in Eukaryota, Fungi, Glomeromycota, Glomeromycetes, Diversisporales, Gigasporaceae.